UACUACCAGCUGCAGCAGCUGCUGUGGCGUCUUCAGCUGCCGCUGCAUCUGCUGCAGCAGCAGAGGCGAGGCUAAGAGCCUUGGUCAGCAAGCAAUCUCCUCAGAGCGGCGCCUCCACUGCUUGUCCAAAUGCUGAUGCUGCUGCCGUUGUUACAUCUACAGUUACACCUGGUGUUACACCUGCAGGCGCCUCUUCAGCUGGCCGACUGGUGGACGAACAGAGAGUGGGGAGGAAGCAGAGAGUAGAGGGGCGGCAGGAUAGGGCCCAGCAGCAGCAGACAGGCACAUGGGAUCAGGAUGACGAAGUCUCGUCGAACCUUCAGAGCCCAGGAACCAUGCGGGGAGCCACAGAGUCCCCCACAUCUCCGCCACUAGGAAAAGCGACUCCCCCUACUUCUUCCGCUCCCCAUAUGUCUCCCCCUCUGCCUCCUCCAAUGUCUCCCCUUCCCCAUAUGACGAGUACGGCCGCUACUCCACUUCCUCCGCUCCCCCCGGCCCCCGCCAGAGACCCCGCUUCCGCCGCCCCCUCCGCCUGCUUCUCCCCUCUCAGGCCAUCGCGCCUAUGGGGAAAGCGAUUUCCGCCCAUUCCCCCUGGAGAAUGCUCCCCUUGGAGCUCCUCCGCAGGGCCCAGUUCCCCCCAGCGCAACUCCCCCCUUCCGCCUGGGCCUCCGCCCAUGACGCCUCCGCCACCUCCCCCAGGCGGAGUGCCUUUGGGGGAGCGAUUCGCAUCAGGCGGAAGCCAGAACGCACCUCCCCAGGUUCCGCCGCUUCCCCCUGGCCCCCCUCCUGCAACUCCCCCUCCCCCAGUUGCGCCUCCCCCAGGGUCACCCGCAGUGCACCCUCCCCCGGCAUCUCUGUCCUCUCUCUGCGCCCCUCCCGUUCUACCCUCUCUCCCUGCUGCCACCUCCGCUGCUGCUACAACAACCAGCGGUGCAUCCGGUUUCUACAGCCAGAGCAGCGUUUCCGGCUCUGACGCCGUCUGCUACAGCCAGAGCAGCGUUUCCGGGUCCAGUGGAUUUACUACUCUGUGGAAUGCGGGGUACUCGAGCGCUGGUGGAGAUGACUGUACGGAUAGUGCUAAUAGCGGGAGUAGGAAUGACGAGAGUGGGAGGCAGAGGAGUGCUGGGUACGAGGGGCGGGUUGACGCUUAUUAUGAUGCUGCUGCAAGUGGGGAGGGAGGGCUGCAGGGGAAGCAGAUGCAGCAGCAGUGGCAGCAGCAGGAGCAGCAGCAGCAGUAUCAUCAGACGUACCAGCCAGAAGGCCAGUAUGAGAAAUGGGACCAGAACGAGCAGAAGCAGCAGUGCUACCAGUACCAGCAAGGACGGGGGGAGCAGUACCAGCAACAGUACCAUGAGCGCGACCAGCACUUGCAGCAGCUGAGCCAGCAGAACCAGUACCAGUACCAGCAGCAGCAACAGCACCAGCAUGAGCACUAUCAUCAUAACAGCCAGUUUCAGGCGGUUGAGGAACAGACGCAGGACGAGCACAGUAACUAUGAGCAGAAGUGCGUUCAGUACGAGCAGAGUGAGGAAUACAAGAAAUGGCUGGCUUACCACCAGCAACGCCAGCAGCAGCAGCAGCAGCAACAUGAGCAGCACGAUUACUAUCAACAAGAGCGGACCGAGGGCUAUCAGAAAUGGAUGGCCUAUCACCAGCAGCGGCAGGCAUACCAUCAGGAGCAGCAGCAGAAACCGUAUCAGCAGGAGCAGCAACGGCAGCCAUACCAACGGGAGCAAUAUCAGCAACAACAGGAACAGCAGCUGUACCAGCAGCAGUCGAACACACAUGCAGCUCAUGCUGUAUCUGCAGUAACCCAUCAAGAUGUCACACAUACGUGUUACAAUCUACAGUACAACGUUUCAAGCAGGCUUCCUGUGGCUACCAGCAUCCCGGCUCUUAGUGCACCUGCUGUAACACAUCAGCAUAUUCAUGCACCUUACACUGAACCCACAGCUACUCAGGCACCGUACACUAUACCAACGGUUACAAGUGCCUCGCAUGUGGUAACCACGUGGUACCUCGUUGUGGACACAAACGUGUUUCUGGACGUGGCUGAGGUGGCAGCGCUCUAUAGGCUCAUUGCAUGGGGGCUCCGGAAUACAGACAGAGGGGUCGGGCACACAGAAGCACCCAGUGCAUGUCUUGCUGGUGGCACUGCUGCUUCGUCGAUCCUUGGUGCUGCUGCUGCACCUGCUGCCACUGUUGCUGCCGCUGCUGCUGCAGUUGCGGCGUCCAUCUCUGCUGCUGCGGCUGUGGGUGCGCCUGGGAGCAUCUGGACCGGGUUGUUGGGGAGUGUGGCGGAUAGCUUUCCCAGUAAUGAGAGGGUGGUGGUGGUGCUGCCACAGGCAGUCGUACGUGAGCUGGAUGGGAUAAAGGAGGACAAGGAGAGGGCCAGGGGUGUGUACGCCCGUCGAGCCCUCAGGCUGCUGAGGGACGCCUUGGCGAGCAAAGCCCCGUGGCUCAGAGCGCAAGGAGGCCAUGAGAGGGCGGAAGUGAGUGGCAGCAGCAGCAGCCAGAAGCUAUCUGCUGAUGAUGCUGUGCUGUCGUGCUGCCUCUACUACCAUCAGUUUGUGGCUCCUGGCGCUGUGGUGCUGCUCACUGGAGACAUUGCCCUGCAAGUCAAGGCUCUUAUGGAAGGAGUGUCUAUGGUCCACAAAGCAUCUGCCUUUGUUACUGAGCGUGUGGGUUCGGCACUAGCUGCUGCAAGAUGAUUCUGCGCAAGGAUGGACUUUUCUAGACCCACCCUGCUGUCAUGCUACCAUGUUCAUGGGUGAUUCUUUCUCACAAAGGAAUGCCAUCACAAAUUUACAUUAAGCAGGAGAUUUGUUGUAGUCUGUAUUUAUUCAGUUGCAUAUCUCCAAUUCACUCCCAUAGAGCCCGGUGACGAUUUGGCCGAGUUUACUGGUCCCCUUACGCAGUACUCCUCUAGCAGUCUCAGAGCUUUGUCCUGUUUCGCUCCGUUCCUUUCCCCUCAUCCCGCAGAGCAGGUUGACUCCUUUGCUUAGCGGUCUCUUCAAUAUAGCGUUUUUCAAGUUUCAGAUUCGUUGGGGUUGUCUGGAAAAUGGUGAAGCGACGGCGUGGAGGCGGAUGGGGAGGACUAGAACGCGUCAGCUCUUUGAAAGAGGUAUCACUUGUUUGAUCGUAUUUUCCCCUGGCUUUCGAGUGCGUUUUCUUGGAGUAACUUCGUUUUCUUUCAGAAGUUGCCACUUCCUCGCCAAGGGCCCGUACGAAACUUUAUCUCGUCACGGAAUGUGUCUGGAAUCGUCAAGCCGUCGUACAAUCUGGAUAGCGCAAACAAGGCAGUCGAACAAGGCACCACCUUUCGAUUUCAGAAGCGAAGCUUGGAGCAGCACACGCCACUGCGGAUGUCUAAGCGAGCAGAUAAAACACGUGAGGGAUGUCCUUCUUUACGAGACAAAGCCGAAAUCAAACACAACGAAUCUAGGUCAGAAGGCUGGUUGUUGAUCAUCUUCAGAUUCAAGUACUAAAGUAAUGUGCUGCAGGCUGCAUUCCAGGGAAAGAAAAAUUCAAUGCAUCACGCCUCGUAAGCGACCUUUCUUAAUUCCUGUCUCCGCUUGCAUCUGGUGUCACUGAAAAUAGUUUGUGUGACAUUACAGAAGCGAUCAUUACCUUGAAGAACUGCUAUGCUCCUCCUGGCUCCAAUUCUCGUGCUAACGACAAGCAGUGUAAGUUCCUUGCUGUUUUUCUUGCCGUUUUUUGUUUAACUUACAGGUUCUGAUCUGACUAGAUUUCAUUCCGAAGGUUCCAAAGAAGAGGACGAGUGGGACUGGGCAUUUGGCUGCGAGAAGCCGGAAGCACCUGCUACAAGUGAUGCAGGAGAUUUGGAGGAAAACGCAAUAUUGCUGGGUCACGCUCGCGACUGGAAGUCGUUCUCGUUUUCUCCGGUCAAAGAGAACUUGAAGGCAAUCGCCAAGAGAGUCAUGGACUUGGACGCCAUCUCAGCUCCAAAUGGUGGAGGGUAUGUCAGCGUCUUCCAGUCCAUUGAGCCUUUGCUGUUUGUUUAUAAAUCCUGUUUUUGUUGCAGCAAAGUAGUAGCUGAUAAACUUAUGAGCAAGCUCGAUAUAUCACCUUCUCCAGAACUCAUUGCUAUGCUUCCAACAGGCGGAAAGGUAUGACUGUUCAUGAUCAUUGUGCAGAGGAGUUUUCUCCAGAACAUGACUGACAGGUUUGGCCGCAGGUCUGUGAGGAAUUCAAUCCACGCUUAUUGGAUGGACCAUCGAGUCCAAGGAUACCUAUUGUGGAAAUAGACAUGGAGGAGUUUGGGGUCCAUGACUGGCUAUUUGGCUCCGGAGAAGCACAACGGGAUGUCUCUGAAAUCAUGUUUGGCAAUGUCAGAAGCAUUUGCGACGCAGAUGGCCCUAGUGGAGGUGAUUCAUUUCUUGGAGGGACAAGCUUGUUUGAGCGUGAAACUUCCAUGUUUGCUGACGGUUCUGAAGCCAUAGGCUCUUUUGACCCGGAUUCGCUUCUGGAAGCAUCGCUCGCUGGUAGCAGGCCUUCUACAGCAACAGCUCUUUCUCCGGAACCAUUUCCCCCCGGGCCAGAUUCAGUAGCCCCAUUCUGGAAUUGCAGCCCUUCAGCUACAGACAUAACGAUUGGUCUUCACGCAUAUGGCAGUCUAUCUACAAUCGGACUUUUUGGCGAUGUCGCUGGAAUGAAUGGAAACCCUUUCGCAAGUGCUGACACGAAUUGGAAGGGUGAUAAAGCAGAGGCUGACGAUAUCAUCUGGCAACAACAAUUUAAUCCCAGUCCCAGGCCCCAAGAUAGUAUGUUUGAUGCACCAUAUUGUCAAAACAUUAGUAGAUCUAGAGCUUGUAUAGACUGUAUAGGGUCACCUCUUAGAGAGUACAACCCUUAGAUAUGUAUGCUUGUACCCAUGUUCUCUAGUC
Messenger RNA from Closterium sp. NIES-67, 4907 nucleotides. The record is from the annotation of a GenBank genome assembly. NCBI's taxonomy places the organism in Eukaryota, Viridiplantae, Streptophyta, Zygnematophyceae, Desmidiales, Closteriaceae.